Messenger RNA from Ambispora gerdemannii, 1032 nucleotides. Lineage: Eukaryota; Fungi; Glomeromycota; Glomeromycetes; Archaeosporales; Ambisporaceae. The record is from the annotation of a GenBank genome assembly.
AUGGUUAGGCCACCCGGACAAUUGAUAGAGAAAACGAUAAAACGAGUAUCAGAAUCAAAAUGGACAAAGCUUUUUGUCUUGACAUCCAUUCUGCAGGCUAUUCUGGUAAUCGUACUAGAGGGAAGAGUAUAUGCACAUAACAAUAGAGAGAAGCGAUUUCUUGAAUUGAAACCGGAAGAAUGUAAAGUUGCAGAUUCGAUAACACGUAUCAACAAUAUUAUGCAAGAAAAUUUAGUGUUUAUGGGAUUUCAAGCUUUUCAAUUUCUUUUUUGUGUAAACGCGAUUUACAAUCAAAAUACAAUACAAAUGAUCGCGAUUGCAGUUAUUAAUUAUGUUUGUGCACUUUUUGGAAUAGUGCAAAUAUUUGAAACAGUGAAAUGGCGUAAAACACUCACUGACACUAUUGAUGGCUUGCCCAUGGACAAAUGCAACGGAAAAGAUGGAGAUGGUCGACCAUAUCGAGACCUGCUUAAUGCUGACAUAAUAUCGUUUGAAGUGCCAUUGGUUGCUAUACUAUUAAUAUUUGGUACCGGAUUGGGAUUCUUAGCGUUCAAGCUGUAUCAACAAUUUGGAUGGAACAUUUAUAAGAGAAUUGGUGCAGAUUUACGAAAACAAUCUAUCUACAGAACAAUGCUGAUUUUUGUCAUGUUGCUUAAACUCGACAUCUUCUUCAUGUUGGCAUUUUCGAUUCUGGCGUUGGUCGUGUUAAACAUUAACAGUGAAACUAAGAUUCGAAGACUGAAUUCGGGAGCUUUUUAUUUUCACUUGGGACUAACAAUUUUGAUUGUUAUAAUGCAAUUCCUUGCUUAUAUUUCUGUAGAAAAGAAUGGCGAGCCGGAAUGGUUGUCUUCACCAUCUUCUGUAUCAUUAUUAACCGCAAUAUGGUCGUUCUUGGUACUUCGAAAUUUCAAUCAAGGACUGAAAGAUCUAUUGGACAAAGGAAAACACGACGAAAAUACGAAUAACACACACAACAUGGAAAACACAAGGCCCACUCCUCCACGAUGGCAAAUCGAGGAUGAUGAUGAUUAA